GAGGGCCGGUCUGCCACUCCCGCAGCGGCGGUAGUGACGACAGCCGUGCUCAGCCCCGGUCUGCACUGGCAUCACCCGACACGGGCUGGUUUCCUUACCCUGCGCGAGGUCUUCGCUCCGCUGCCAGGCUUUAAUGUCCGUCUGGAUGAUGGUCAGUGGCAUAACGUGCGGCUGGAGCGGAAUGCCAAGGCUGUGAGUUUUCAAUUAUGCAUUACCACGCGUUGA
Molecule: messenger RNA, 225 nt
Organism: Dibothriocephalus latus
Lineage: Eukaryota; Metazoa; Platyhelminthes; Cestoda; Diphyllobothriidea; Diphyllobothriidae
Source: the annotation of a GenBank genome assembly